CAAAACAAAGCUUCUUAUCAUUUAUCUGCAUUUAGCAAAGUACACAAAUUUAACCGAUUUUUUCCGUAAUUUUAAUCGUGUAAUCCUAUUUAAUUACUGAAGAGUCACGUGCAUUUUCCUCCUGAAUCUAUUAAUACUGUCAGUCGUUUGUGAAAACAUGUAAAGUUUUGACCAGUGUUUACUUAAUUAAAUAAGUGACUAUUACUACUUGUUAAUCUGAUUAUGAGGUUGUCUACCUUUGCCACUCAUUCAUCCCAUAGCCAGAAUCGUGAUUCAGUUUUAAUGAUUCCUUUUUUAAACUUUUCCAGUUCUGAUCCAAACUCUGUAACUAAAUUCCUUAUCAACAAUCACCACUUAAAAGUCAGUGAAGAUGAUCCAGUUCUACUCAGCCAAGAUCCUGUACACACUAAUGUCAGUGGCAUUUUUCAUCAUCUUACGACUGAACUUCUGGUUUUCACUAUUUCCAUCAUACUUCAUACCACCUGAAUAUUAUGUCAGUUCAGAGUAUGAUUUUAUCAUUGUUGGAGCUGGAACUGCAGGGUCUAUUCUGGCUGCUCGACUAUCAGAAGUAACUAAGUACAAAAUUUUAGUCCUGGAAGCAGGUCCUCGAUCUUCAUUCAUUCACAAUAUUCCUGUGAUCACCCCAUUAUUGCAGGAAUCAGACUGCGCCUGGCAGCACCGGACAACUCCGCAAGAGCAUGCAUGCAAAAGUCUUACAGACCAUGUAUGCAAAUGGCCAUCAGGAAAGGUAAUUGGUGGUUCAAGCCGGCUCAAUUUUAAUGUUUACUUACGGGGACAUAGGAAAGACUUUGAUUCAUGGUCUCCACGGAACAGCUCAGAAUGGAGUUACGAUGAUCUUCUACCUUACUUCAAGAAAUCAGAAAAUCAGAAAGGUCGAUUCAGGAAUAGUGAUGCGCAUGGGCGAACAGGACCAAUAAUUGUAGAAGAUAUACAAUAUGUAACUGGUUUCUCAAAAUCACUUUUGAAAGCAGCGCAACAACUUGGGUAUGAUGUUGUAGAUGUGAAUGAGAGAGGCGCUGGCUUUAUGGAGACGCAGGUAACGCUGAACAAAGGAGCUCGAUGGAGCAGUGAGGAAGCACUAAAUGCAAAGUUGAAAGCUUCAGGCAACCUCCGAGUGUUACCAAAUGCUGUUGUGGAAAAGAUUCUAUUUCGAAGUAAUUUUGAAGCCUACGGAGUUCUGUUCAAACUAAACGGAGUGUACGUGAAAACUCGUGCCAAAAAGUCCAUCAUUCUCUCUGCAGGGGCUGUUGGUUCUCCUAAGAUCCUGUUACUUUCUGGAAUUGGCCCUCGGAAUCACCUACAAAAUCUUAAGAUUCCAGUUAUUGUUGAUUUGCCGGUAGGAAGGAACCUCCAAGACCAUGUCACGACAGGAUUAGACAUGGUUGUAUUAGACAAACCGAUAGGCAUGGAUCUGAAGUCCUUCCUGAACCCUCUAAAUGUCUUUUACUACUUCUUUCAAGGAAAAGGAUUAUGGAGCGCUCCGGGCUGUGAGACAUUGGGUGUACUCUACACAAAUGCAGCAAAGGAUCCAAAUCGGGAGCCUCCCGAUUUGCAGUUGAUGUCUCUACCAGCCGGAGUUUCAAGUGAUGCUGGAGCAGUGGUCCGAAGAUUGAUGAGCUUUUCUGAUCAGUUUUGGGACAGCUAUUUGAAGCAGAUGUUUCCUCAUAACGUUGUCAGCGUUUGUCCUGUCCUUCUCCACCCGAAAAGCCGCGGGUUCAUUGAAUUGAGAAGCAGGAACCCAUCAGAUCCACCUGUUAUUGAUCCUAAAUAUCUUAGUCAUAAGGACGAUGUACAAGUAUUAGUGGAAGGUAUGAAACUAGUUGAGCAGCUCACAGAAACAGAAUCACUUAAAACUGACUUUGGGACAAAACUGAAUAGGAACAAAGUACCUGGCUGUGCAUCUUUGACGUUCGGUUCUGAUGAAUAUUGGGAGUGCUAUGUGCGCCAUGUCAGCCUUACAACAUAUCAUCCUGUGGGAACAUGCCGAAUGGGCUCUCAUGAUUCAGUUGUGGAUCAUACUUUAAAAGUGAAAGGUGUGGAAUCCCUGUACGUAGUAGAUGCCUCUAUCAUGCCAACCUUACCCAGUGCCAACACAAAUGCCGCAACAAUGGCCAUCGCCGAAAAAGCUGCUGACAUCAUCAAGUGGUACUGGUAUUUGCAUUUCCAGCUGUGCAAAACAUUAGAUAUAUUUCUACCCCCUGCUAAAUUCACAGAGAUCAAUAAGCUGUGAAAUUCAACUCUGUGAGAUUAUCUAGUCAAUGCAUUUAAGUCUUUUUUAAGUCUUGCUCUUGAGUCUCUAAAUCUGGGAAAUUAAAUAGAAGAGCAAAAUCAUGGAGCAAAUAUUUUUAGGCUCAAAGAUUGAGCACUUGGAGGUGGAUGAAACUUGUACAAUGAAAUAGUUUAAUUUUUUAUGUCUUCUAAUUCUAAUUCAUUCCCAAUUUUAAAUCGCCAACUCAGGUUCUGAGAUGGAAUCUAGAAUGGCAACUCUUUUUCCUAAUUUUUUCAGCAAAGUUCAAGGAGGAUUCAAGUUUGGUCACUACAUUUCACACCAAAUAAAUUUACGCACUUUAAGACUGCCAUAGAGGACCGUCUGAUGACAGUUUAGCAUUGAAAAUAAAUGCAAGAAUCAAUAUAGUGAAUCCUCUGUUUGCAGUCUAAAAGUGUGUAAAUUUAGGUAGCAUUGAUUCUAAUGAAAUGAUCUUUGAGAUAUGGCUUGGCGCGUUCGUAGGAAAAAGCCAUGUGAGUGAUUGUUUCCAUGAGACAAAAUGAUGUAUCUUAGAUCAUGAACUAAUCUAGUCCCUUUCCUAAAGUUGUUUGAAAAUUGACCAUCUUGGGAUUGUAAAUUGAACCUUCCAAAACAGGCUGUUAUAAGUUAUUAUUAUUUUUAUGGGCGGAGUUUUCUAUUUUCUUCUCUUUAUUUUUUCUUCCGUGAAUCAUUCUCUUUUAAGUCAGAUUUUUCCUUUCUAAAAAAUCGCAAACCUGUGAUAUUUUUUGUUCUUAUCAUUUUUACAAAAUUUUGUUCAAGGUAGCUCUGCAGACUUGAGUUCAGAGUUUUGCCAUCCCUUCAAUAUAUUGAUUAUUUUUGAAUUUUAGUGAUUUUUUUCUUUUCAGGAAAGAAAACCCUUUAAAAACAAGAAAUGCAGUAAUGCAUCAGGCAUUUUCCAUGACAUUCCAUUUUUUAUCCUGAAAUAAUUAUCGUUGUAAGAUUAUCAUUGUAAGACUAUCAUCAUAAUGUAUCAUUGUUGUAUCAUUGGAUUAUUUUUGUCUUUACCUUUUGUUGUAACUUUUGCGCUGCGGUGAGUUUUUCUACAAGGACCACUCCAAAAAAUGGACCACUAGACAGAGUAAAAGAUUAAGCAUUUCAGAACAUAUUGUAUCAUUAAAAUCUCACGUAGAGCGUGUUCUACAUGAAUAAACGAAUCAAAAAAUUUCAUAUUUAACUUCUAAUUGAGAAAUACGAAAUAAUGAAAGCGUGGUUUACAUUAAGCGUGCAUCGCAUUUUUCGUAAAAUUGCAAUCAGGUGUGUAAAAUAUAUUGUGGUCCCUAAUUUUGCACCCUGUCUAGUGGUACAUCGUAUGAAUGUUUUGAUAGGGUAAUACUUAUUCCUUCGGUGCCUGAAAGUUAUUACGUUUAGUGACUUGUUGAGACUCAGGGAAUCUAUGGUUGCAGCAGACAGUAAUUUACUUAACAUUCUGAAGUUAAGGCUUUGUAGCAAGUAGUUUCUGACGAUUUGAUUGUACUAACUCAUCAUUCUCUUUGUAUUAAGCAUUUUUCAGUAAAUAAGAUUCUGGGAUCUGAAAUGAAAAAAAUGUGAUCAAUUGUGUCUAACAAAAGAUAGACACCUUGGUACCAUGAUAAUUAUUUUUUUACAGUUAGUUUUAAUCGAUAUUCUGAAGGAAACAAAGAGAUCUCUCUUUUGUAGGGUCUCAAUUGAUGAGAACUUCUCAAAGUUCUUUGUUAAAAAAGAAUUUAUUCUAAAAUAAAGAGGGUCAAGGAUUGAUGCCUCCACUGAAUGGAGGUCAAGGAACAUUUUUCAAUUUCAAGAAAAACUAAAAAUGUGCAAAUCAAUUUUUUUGUGUCGUUUUCUGAUCUGAGGAACUUGGUUCCAACCUCUAGUAUACUUAAUGUUGUAGUAUAAGCACAUUUUGUGAUGCAAAUGUUUGGAGUACAUUUGUACUUUUUGAAAUUUUAUUCAUAUUAGGCAUGUAAGCCUGCAUAGCUUAAAAAGGCAGUUGUGAGGUGAAGCAAAGUAACCGGCUCUGUUACUUUUUUGAGAAAGAAAAUGAAGGCAUGUUACUCAUUAUGUACGAACAACUUUGGCUAUCUGCGAGUUAAAAAAAACCUAAGAGCGAAUCAAUCCUUCCACAUUGGACGGAACAGGUCAUUUUAUUCCUCCUCUCAACUGCUUAUAUUUGUAGUAAGGGCUGUAGUUUAAUUUUUGAAAAUUCAUUUUUUAAGAAGACAUUAUUGCUUUUAAACUUUCACAUUCAAUUCUUACGUACUUAUCACUCAAGACAAUACAUUCAUCGCAAUUAUUUUGACCAACAAUUCAUGGCUCUCCUGACAUAUUGAGUGACCCCUGUUGUUCAUGUAACUUGAUGUCAUCUUGAGCUCAUCUCUCAGUGUAGUAUGUAGUUACGCCCUUUUAUCAGCCAAGCAAUGAAUUAUUUGCUGUCUUUGGUUUAACAAUACUUAUUUAAAUGAGGUAUCAAAUUCAACCAUGAAUAUGCUACAUAAUUGCGCUGUUUUAUUCCAAUUGCUAAACUUAAAACCACAAAUCUGGGUUGGCAUUGUUGCAGACUUCUCAGUGUACUUCAUUUUUUUAAAUAAAAAAUCAAGCAA
Messenger RNA from Bemisia tabaci, 4863 nucleotides. RefSeq names its product glucose dehydrogenase [FAD, quinone]. Lineage: Eukaryota; Metazoa; Arthropoda; Insecta; Hemiptera; Aleyrodidae. The record is from RefSeq and is a predicted model, not a curated record. Gene Ontology annotation, molecular function: flavin adenine dinucleotide binding; oxidoreductase activity, acting on CH-OH group of donors.